GUGAGCACGCCUCAGAUUAGGCAAUGAUGCAAUGUGAUAUCUGAAUCAAGCCAUACUUUGAAAUCAAAUUACACGCAGGCGAAUGCGUGGACAUUAUACAAUCGCAUGAAACCACUUUAUCUCCGUUUGAUAAGCCCAAAACGCUUUGGAUCCAAGGGAAAACCAGGAAUGUUUCUUCCGGUUCUCAAGAGUGCAAAAACAAAACGGAAGCUGAUUUGGUGACGGUAGAUGUGUGCUGGUGUGCCUCCUCUGCUUGUGCCUUAGUGUGACGCUGUGAAACACCUCCGGGGAUUCUGGUCCUCCCCCAAGGAUAGCCUUCUAUUCAACAGAGGCCUCUUGCUCUGGCCUCAUAGCUGAUCUCAGUGUGCACAUCACACUGUCCCGACCGGCCCUACUGCACCUCCAACCUUACCUUUUAGGACUUGCACAGCUGUCUAGCUCCCAUCCCACCCCAGGUUAACCUUCCCCCCAACCAACCCCCAGCCAGCGGCUAGUUGUUUCAGCAAGGGGAGGACCCCGCUUGGUUGAUUGCUCCCUGACAAUAGAGUCAGAACUGACCUGGUGUCCCUCAACGGCUCCCGACUGGUGCUGCUUUCAAGGUGGGCAGGUAGGGGAGGGACAGCCCUUGUCAGGACCCCCCUCCCGGAGAUGAAGCUGCAGGCCGUCAUGGAGAACCUGCACAGGCAGCAGAGAGCCAAGCUGCUGAUGGAGCUGGAGCAGCAGCAGCAGCAGCUACAGCAGCAGGCCAACACCCGUACUGCCACCGGAGGAGUGGAUGAGAUGAUGAAGAGCCCCGCCCCUGAGACAGAGCAGACCCAGAUGGCGGCGCUGGCGGCUAUGCGCGCGGUGGCGGCCGGGCUCCAGAGGGCGUCAGACAGCCCCAUGUCGGAGCGCAGCAGUGGUGGGGAAGAGGAGGAAGAGGAGGAAGAUGAGGAAGAGGAGGAAGGGGAGGAGCGGUACAAGGACAUGAUGGGCUCCGAGGAGGAGGAGCAGAUCAAGCAGAAGUGGGAUGAGGAGGACUUUGAAGGGGAGAUGGAGGAGGACUUUGAUGACGAGCUGGCAGAGGAGGGUCUACCGAUGGGCCGCGACGCUGUCGCUCCCGGAAAGGGAAUUCUCCUGCUUCCGCACCGCCAGCUCCACCCACACUCCCAGCUGCUGAAGGCCAGGCCCUUUGUGGACCAGGAGCCACGAGUGCCCAUCCUCCCACCACACCCGGGACACAGCCAGCUGGCAGCUCAGGACCACGGUGACUGGACCUACGAGGAACAGUUCAGACAGCUGUAUGAACUGGAUGGAGACCCAAAGAGGAAAGAGUUCCUGGAUGACCUCUUCAGCUUCAUGCAGAAGCGAGGCACUCCAGUGAACCGCAUUCCCAUCAUGGCCAAGCAGGUUCUGGAUCUCUACAUGCUCUACCAGCUGGUGACAGAGAAGGGUGGCCUGGUGGAGGUCAUCAACAAGAAGCUGUGGAGAGAAAUCACCAAGGGACUCAACCUGCCUACCUCAAUUACCAGCGCAGCCUUCACGCUCCGCACACAAUACAUGAAGUACCUGUACCCAUACGAAUGUGAUAAGAGAGGUCUGAGCAACCCCAACGAGCUCCAGGCAGCCAUUGACAGCAAUCGGCGAGAGGGGCGGCGGCAGAGUUUUGGCAGUUCCCUCUUCACAUACUCUCCCAACGGCACCCCCACCAUGCUCUCUUCACCCAAGCUUCCCAUGCCCAGUGUGGGCAUGCCCAUGAGCACCAACGGAGCUUCCCUGGGGCCCACCCAGAAGAUCAAGAAAGAAGACGAGGGAGGGCAGUCAUUGCCAGGAGUCGGGAUUGGUCGCUUGCCCGGUGGGUCAAUGGCAGGUCACUCAGUGGCAGCUGUUCAGGCUGCCGCGGCUCAGGCAGCCAUGGUAGCCCAAGUAGCGGCCCUGGAGCAGCUGAGGGACAAGCUGGAGGCAGGCGAGCCACCAGAGAAGAAGAUGGCACUUCCAGCAGAGGAGCAUCAAAGGCUCCUGCAGAGAGCCUUUCAACACAACCUGCUGGCCAUGACCGCUCAGAUGCCAAUGAACAUCCGUAUAAACAACCAAGAUGGCAGACAAGACUCGGCCCUCAACCUCACCACUAAUGGCAUGAGCAGCAUCAGCAUGUCGCUGGAGCUCAACGGAGUGGUUUACACCGGUGUCCUGUUUGCUCAAGCAGCUGGGUCAGCCCCAUCAGGCCCCUCCGGAUCAUCCGGUACAAAUAAGGCCCCCGGUGGUCGCAGUGGAUCCCAACAGCUCCCUCAAGCACCUACCUCAUUGUCAACCUCAAUCAACCCAUCGUCUUAACAAACUGGGAGCCCUUCUCUCUCUUUUUUUUCUGUUCUUUGUAAUUACCACGCUAACUGAAGCCAAAAAACAACCUCAUUUUCUACAUAGUCUAUGCCAAAAAGCAACAACAAAAAUGUAAAAAAAAAAAAAACAAAAAAAAACACAUACACAAACCGAAGCUCAAACCCACUUGAAAUAACACUCAGGUUUUCUCUCACCAACUCCACUCUUUUGUUCUUCACAGCCAAAAAGAAUAAAAAAAAAAAAAAACAACAACAGAGAGCCAGUAUAGGAUAUAAGAGAUAUAUGCACAAACUUUCAAAUAAUUUAUUUCCACAUAAAUGUACAGAUUAAGGAGAACAAAGGAGAGGAUAAUAACCAGGAAGGGUAAUGCACUGUUUACAUCAGAAACCCAGCUACUGACUGACAGCAACUUUUUAAUCUCUUGGUUUCUUUUUAUUGUGUCGUUGUUAAUAUCAUUAUUGUUAUCCUCAUUAUUGUUGUCAUUAUCGUUAAUGUAGUCAUUAAUAAUCCUCUCACUGCAAAAAAAAAAAACACACACACACAUAUGAAUAUCCUCUAUUUUUAAUCAGAAAAGCUUUAAGAGUAUAUGUUAUUUCUUCAGGGCAUAUAACAAAGUACCAUCGUGACCUCAUAUUGAAAUGGACAUUAGCGUUUGCAUGGUGCAAGUGGAAUAAUGAACCAGCUGUUCUGCUGGAUACUCGGUUCACCACAGACGUAGACAAGCUUUCAUGUUCAUCUCUCUGAGCGGAGGCUCUGCUAAGCCUCCCAGUGGGCUGAGUUUUUUUUCUGUUUUUUUUGUGUGAAUAAUUUACUCCUCAGGUGUCUAUCAGCUUGCUAUGAAAUCAUCACCUUUUUAUAAUAUCCUGUAGCCUUCUAUACCACUCAACGGCGUUAUCUACCUACCCCCCUCCCAUAAAAAACAAAUCCAAAAAUUAUUUUAAAAAAAAACAACAUUUCCAUGAAAGAUGAAUUUUUUGCCCAAUUUUUUCUUAACCCUUCAGUUCCCAGCACAACAGUUGCUAACGUGGGGUGCGGGGACCCCCACAGGGCCGUGAGAUGGGUUGAAGGGGGUCUUUGGCAAAAUAAGGAAAAGUUUAAUUUUUACUAUAAUUUAGUUUUCUAAAAAUGUCAGAAAUCGGAGAAUGUAUAAGAAAUGACUGUUUUGGGAAAAUAUGUUUCAUCCCCAUCAUCUUCCCGUGUUCAGUGCAGACUAUGACGUGUAUCUAUCUACUCGGGGGGGUCUAACCAGAAAAUGAAAAAGUGAGUGGGACCCUGCUCCAAUCAAGUGACUGUUUUGACUCAUCUUUGCCUUGUCACAGGGCUCUGCUGCUCUCCCUGCAUAUAAGUAGAUAACCACUUUCAAGGGAUGUGGUCAGCAGCAAGCAACAGUAACAUGUUAUGGGAAAUGAAUGGGAGUAGUGUGUCCAGGGAAACCCAGUUCCCUGGUAGUUGUGGAGCAUCUCUGAUUGACGAGCAAGUGUUUGUGGGGUGGGGGUGGGGACGUUCUAGCUGUACUUUCGCAACAAACUCAUCUCGAUGGGAUUUCCGGGAUGAGCUCUGACAUUUUAUCUGUAAUAACUUAAUGUGAUGCUUUUUGAAACUCUCUGCUGCCUUGGGGAGCACCAAGUGUUGUGUCUGCAUGACAUCGAGCUUCAAGUGCUUCUUGUCCUGUGCUGUGAUGAUGACAAGGUCUGCUUCAGACCAGCACCGAGUCUGUCAGGGCUGUUAGACCGAAUGUGAUCCUCAGGCUGUGUAUUAGAUGCUGCUUUGAACCCAGGCUUGCGAUAUUAUGGGUUCAGAGGUAAAAUCCAUGCCUGCAGUUCAAUACUUGCUUGUGUCUUAGUUAUUGUAUGCACAAUCACUGCAGUUAAGAGUUGUUUUUUUUUAUGAUUUAUUUUAAUCUCCCGUUGUGCAGACACUGUCUCACCCAAUGAAAUUUUGCUGGCUAUCUAUGAAGUAGAGCAAUCAAUCUGCUUUUGAGCUAUAGUUUGUCACUUCUCUGGACUGUUUGCUGUGUAGAAAUUGUUACUCAAACCCCUUACCUAAGCAAAUCUGUCCCUUUUUUAUGCAGGUCUGAAAGUAACUCGGACUUUCCAGCAGGUUCACUCCUGAGGCCUUAUCAAUCACACGAGACGACAGUGCAUUGUGCCUCUGUCGAAGGACUGUUACUGUUUCCCAUAGAAUAUCACUGGAUGGACGUCACCAUAUUCUUUCAGUGCUUAUGAAAGAGUAAAACAUUGAAACAAGCCUUCAGCCAAAUGCUGUGUAGUUUUUAGUGCUGUGUUAAGGUUCUCCACUCUACUAGACCACUUUUGUUGGUAACAACCAUCAUUUUGAGGUCCAACUCAGUAUUAAAAAUCUAGUUGGGAGAUAAAAAAGAUGAAAGUGGCUAAUUUGGGGAUUCUCUGUCCUCUUGUGUCAUGCAGUCAAAGGGUGGUGUUGCGCUCCAGCUCAGUGACUUGCUAUAAUGAAGCAUUUUCUACACCACCAUAACACCCUGUUCUCUAGUAUUUGUUAUUAUUUGCUACUGAAGAAAUAAGUCUUUCUGCAGAGAUGGCAGUGACCGAUGUGAUCAAAUGCAUUGUUUCCACAAAGCUUUUACUCAAAUGACAAGAAGCAAAUACAUGCACAGACCUGCUCUAGCAAUGUGGUUGGAUGCUCGGACUCGUCAAAACUCAGCAAUUUUGCCUUUCAAUAGUGAGAACAUAAUUAGUGUGGAUUUGAUGGCAUUGUGAUGCAUCGUGACCAUGAUUCAGUCUGAUUUUAUAACUGAACAAAAAUCAUCCUCUGAAUAAUUGCUGGGUUUCCAGUAUUAAGAUCUACAGGGCAAAUUAAUGGCUGGUCUACACUGAAGGUGUUGAUAACCAUUCAUGUCCAUCGGGUAGUGCCUUUAGGCCGAGUCUUUGCUGUGCAGAAUUGGCAACUUCCUGCUCUGAUGAAACAACAUAUGCAAAGUGGAUGUCUUGUGUGUUUUUUUACACGACAGUUGCCAUUUGGUCUGUUUGGGGUGGGGGGAUGGGGGAGGUAGAACGCAAUUCAGUCCAAUCAAUCCUUAGUUUAAAAGGUCAGCACUACUCUUUCAGAUUGACCCCUUGACCUUUCUGCCCCCGAAGCAGCAUACAAAAACCCUCCCAUUUCAUUGGAUCCAUGUUUACUGCAUAUCUAUUGACAUGUCUCCUUGAGAUAUUUCCUUUUUAGCAGCACAGGUAUCACCCCCCCCUCCUUUCUCUUUCCCUCUUGCCCUAUCUCUUGCUGCAUGUGCAUUCUGAAGGGCCGGUGGGCAUGUAGUGGUUUAUGAGGUAUGCAGCGGGAUCCUCAGGGAAGGCUGACAUUUCUCACUGCGUGGUAGGGACAAUCAGAGGGUGUUACAAACACAUUUGUAACUCACGGGUCAUGGGGAUUCCCUGAGCAGAAUGAAGCCCCUUUCCCCCUUUUCUACCUCAAGGACUAAAGCUUUUGACAAAUGAAAUGCAGGUGGCCAUUACAAAUCCCUGCAAUGAAGGUGUACAAGGAAAAAGCAUCGUCGUAUAGUUUAUGCUGGUUCAUAACAUGAAUUCACUUUGGGGCUCAUAAAGAGAUUGUGGUAACUGCAGACAAUCUGAUUUCAGCCAAGAUAAGAUUUGAAUGAAUGUUUGAUAAUCAUUUUACC
This is a messenger RNA of Lampris incognitus (smalleye Pacific opah), 5968 nucleotides long. It is a transcript of the gene arid3a, whose product is annotated as AT rich interactive domain 3A (BRIGHT-like). NCBI's taxonomy places the organism in Eukaryota, Metazoa, Chordata, Actinopteri, Lampriformes, Lampridae. Gene Ontology annotation, biological process: regulation of transcription by RNA polymerase II. The coding region runs from base 649 to 2313 and encodes 554 amino acids. The record is from RefSeq and is a predicted model, not a curated record. Gene Ontology annotation, cellular component: nucleus. The transcript has 9 exons. Gene Ontology annotation, molecular function: DNA binding.